Molecule: messenger RNA, 1536 nt
Organism: Heterostelium album PN500
Lineage: Eukaryota; Evosea; Eumycetozoa; Acytosteliales; Acytosteliaceae
Product: calcium-binding EGF-like domain-containing protein
Exons: 5
Coding region: 1-1536 (511 amino acids)
Source: RefSeq, a predicted model, not a curated record
AUGGAACUAGCUUGGGAUGGGGGAUUAAAUAAAUCACCUUUAAUAAUCAUCAUCAAAAUAUUAAUAAUUUCUUAUAGAUAUCCAGUCGACACAGAAUAUGGAAGCUCAAAUUUAACAUUUUCAACAAUUCAAAACUAUACUUUUCAAAUAUAUUGGGGAUUAGAAUUAAGUGUGUAUUUAGUUCAAUCAGAGAAUAUUGGUGGUAACAAUGUUUUAAUUAAAGCAUUUGGAAAAUUUAACUUGAAAGCACCACUUGCAAUCAAAGCCACCAGUUUUUGGAAAUUCAAAUUUACAAAUCCAAUUUUAAUUAAUCUUGAUGAUACUGUUACAACUAUUAAUUAUUAUAGUUCUUCAACUUUACUCAUAAGCGGUGUCCAUUUCAAGAUAAAUAAUCAAGAUGUCGAAAUUAGUGCAAACUUUGGACCAAAUCCAUACAAUGUAUCUGCAAUUAUAUCGAACUACCAAUGUCAACAAACAUUGUUAAAUUCUUCAGUAUUAUCAUGUAGAUUACCUUCAAGGUUGGUGGAAAAUGUUAAUUAUAGUUUGUUGGUUUAUGCCAAUGGAUAUAAUCAAACGAUACCUGUUUUCAUUAAACCAAAAGAAGAUUGUGGAUCACAAUCAAACUGCAAUGGUCAUGGAAGUUGUUUCGAUGGAAAGUGUAGAUGUAAUGAUGGAUAUAGUGGAUAUUAUUGUGAAUCACAACUAAGUCCAGGUGUAAUCAUUCUCCCAAACAACACGAUUCCUUCACCAACUGUCAUCGUUAAAGAUGGAAUGAAUUUCACAUUCAACAUCAUUGCAAUUCAAGAGAUAGAUGAGUUAAGUUCAGUGGUAAGAGAAUUGAAAACAAAUAAAUGGACUCAUUCAACAACUGGAAAUGAAACAUUCAGCAUCACAACAUACAGUUUACAAUCAACAACACCAGAAGUCGAUCAAAUCAAUGCAACAAUCGAAUAUUCAAAGAACAGUAGAUUGAUUAACUUUGCAGGACAAUCAACAUUAUAUCCAGAGAAUAGUUUGAAAUUGAUGGUCACAAUCAAUAAUUGGUCAUAUAAAGAUCGAUUAAAUCGAUUGAGACUAUUAAUGGAAUCGAUAUCUUCAAUCAAUGAUAAUGAUGACGGUUGUUCAGAAUUGGAUAUUUCAGUUAACAAUGGAACAGAAGUGAAUUUCUUGCAAAUGACAAUCAACGAUGUAUCGUUUUAUGGUCGAUUCCUUCCAUAUGCGCUGUCAGACGACAAACCAGUCUUCAUUCAAAACCAAGUUGUUAAUCAAACGAAAGAUAGUAUUUUGAUUGGAAUGACACUAUCUUACUGUGAUAGUUGUGUGAUAGAUCCUGAUUUUUCAGUUCUUAUCAACACUGAUGUUAAAAGUGAUUGUAAAGAAAAAUUCUCCACUUGGAAGAUCGUAACCAUUGUUGUUGUGCUUUCUGUUGCUUUACUGGCUGUAGGUGUUAGUGUAUUCGUCUUCUAUAAAAAGAAAAUACAAUAUAGAAAAGAACAGAAAAGAAUGAACAACAAAUUAAAUAAACUAUCAAAUUAA